AUGUCAAGUCCCGGUAAAAUGCAGAUAGUAAAGCCCGGUUGGGCACACACAGACGAGAAGGGUUCGAAGACAAGCAUAUUCUCCAUACAUGUACAUCCUCUUGGCAAAAGAGUGGCCACUGGUGGCUUGGACACGAAAAUAAGGGUUUGGGAUGCCGAGGUAGUUCUGGAUGAAACGAGAUCUCACGAAGAGACUCUUCUGUGUACAAUGUCUACGCAUAAUGGUGCUGUCUUGUGUGUUCGAUGGUCCAAUAUCGACGGCAGAUAUCUUGCGUCGGGCUCUGAUGACCAAAUUAUAUUGAUUUGGGAACUAGACAACGUAUCACGUGACACAACUAGCGUGUUUGGGAGCAACGAGAAAAACAUAGAAAACUGGAAGGUUGUAAGAAGACUUACCGCUCACUCUUCAGAUGUUGGCGGCUUAUCGUGGUCUGAUGAUAAUAGAUAUCUAGCAUCUUGCGGAUUUGACUCUAAUAUAUUCAUUUGGGAUGGUCGGACUUUUGAAAAGCUCGCGACACUCACAGCACACAAUGGAUUUGUUAAAGGUCUAAGUUGGGAUCCAGUCGGACAAUAUCUGGCAAGCGAGUCAGAUGACAGAACAGUAAAAAUAUGGCGAACGUCCGAUUGGCAAGUGGAGACUAAUAUUAAAGACCCUUUCGUCACGUCACCUACAAGUACUUUUUUUCAACGAUUAAGGGCAUCUCUGAAGCUAAUAGAUGUUACAAACUUCUUAACGCAAAUAAUUGUAUUUAGUUGGUCGCCAGAUGGAUCCCAUAUUGCAUGUGCCAAUUGCCAAGAAGGACCUGUUGCAGUGGCAGCUAUUCUUCGAAGAACCGAAUGGGUUACGGUUGUAUCUUUGGUUGGACAUCAAAGUCCGGUCGAGAUAUUUACAUCUCGUAAUCUCAUUUUGUUCAAGGCCUUCAAUCCCAAAUUAUUCAAAUCGUCAGACGAAUCCUCAACGACUGGAACUAUCUGUGCCGUCGGAAGUCAAGAUCAUUGCAUAUCCAUUUGGUCAACGAACUAUGCUCGACCAUUGUUUGCCACGGAGCAAAUAUUUGAACACAGCGUCUUAGAUUUAUGUUGGUCUCCGGAUGGACAUGCUUUAUUUGCUGCUUCGUAUGAUGGGAGCGUUUGCAUUCUUAGAUUUUUCGAGGGUUCGUUUGGUACGCCUGUUACACAUGAAGAGAAAGAGCGAAUUUUAGAACAGUAUGGUUACAAAAGGAAAGACACUAUAAUAAUAGAAAACACUGCGCAAUAUACUUUGGAAGAGCAACGAAACGUAGAGAAGAAAUCAAAUCGCAUAUUAGAAAUAAUAGAAGGUCCUCAAACUACCACGUCUUUCGAUACAUCGCAGCCGUCAGGGGAUGUAGCGGUUGGGGCAGGUGGAAGUGUCAGUACCCCAGUGCAGCAAACCGUUACUAUUAUGAAAGAUGGUAAAAAGAGAAUACAGCCGCAGUUUCUUCGUGGUCUAUCACCGCCUGCUUCACAACCGAUGACGACAUCGUCUUUCCCUCCAGCUACGGCUCCGUUAUCCAACCUGCAAGCUUCGACGAAUGUAUUCCAAUCUUCCCAACAACAUCAAGAACAACCCCAAUCUUCUGUGGAAAUGUCUCAGCCUUCAUCUUCUCUUCCGCCCGGUGGCAUUCCUGCGCUCUUUAUUGGCAAUAAACGGUAUGUGGCAGAUACAGAGACAGCGCAACCUUCUAGUAAGAGAAUGGCCUCUGCUAAAGGACGUCUUGAUACCGACUCGAAGACGUUACGACCAGCAAACGAAUUACCAGUUGUCGCCAUUUCACAAGUGAGGUUGGGCGUGCCUGUUGUAAAAGAAGAACUGAAGUUGGAAUUAGUUAAUGGGAUAAUCGAAUGUCGCAACAAAAACAAAAUGUCAAAGAUAACCUGUAGACGUAAAGGAGCUGUCGAAUGGAUAGACCAGGUGAAUAGUCCCAUAUUGCUUAUUGAUCACAACGACUCUUACACAACAUCUUCAUGCGAAGACGGAAGUGUUUAUAUUCACUCUUCUGGUGGAAGACGCCUAUUCCCACCUAUAAUGCUUGAAGCGCCAGCAUCUUUCAUGGACUCUAACGAUAAAUAUCUGCUGAUCUUAACUCAAAUCGGUCUCAUAUACGCUUGGGAUAUUCCAACCCAAACUUCCAUUCUCUCGGGCAUAUCUCUAGCGCCAGUACUCCAAGUUGCGACGCUGACGUCUAAUGAAUUUACACAAACAACCAUCAAAGCUGCAUCCAUCACUCGCAACGGAGUUCCUCUUGUCCUCACCUCGAAUGACGACACGUGGUUGUAUCACAUAGCAAUGAAAUCCUGGAUGCGCGUUGUCAACUCAUCUUAUACGGGUCCGGACUUUCCCCUUCCUAUGAUUCCAAAAUGGAAGUUAGGUCUAAUUGGAAGAGCGGAAGAGCACUCACGCGCAAAUAGAGGCGUCUCACAGGGACAGAUAUACCUUGAGAACCCGGGUGUUGGUCCGAGGGUAUUGGGACAUUUGGAGACAGUGCUGAGUGCGGCAAAGAUAAUCGACAGUCCAAGUGAAUUCAGACAAUAUUUAUUUUUAUACGUGCAGCAGCUUACUGACGCUCAACAGGAAGUAAAAUUGAGGGAAGUUUGUAAGGAAUUGUUGGGGCCACCCGGGAGCCGAAGUAAACCAAAUGGUUGGGAGCCCAACGUGCUGGGACAAUCUAAGCACCAAUUACUACGGGAUGUACUUGCCAUUAUCAGUUCCAACCGUGCUUUACAGCGAAUCGUCGAGGAGUUUGAUGAGGCACUCAAGCGUUUCUCACAAUCUAUUCCAAUGGAAAUGUAA
Molecule: messenger RNA, 2811 nt
Organism: Paraglomus brasilianum
Lineage: Eukaryota; Fungi; Glomeromycota; Glomeromycetes; Paraglomerales; Paraglomeraceae
Source: the annotation of a GenBank genome assembly